GAAACGCUAAUAAAAAUGCCCAUUUCUAGCUAAAAACGUUGUUUAUAGAUGUUUACAUUAGCACUCUAUGGCUGCAAGAGAGGACAGGUUAGCCGUUAGCAAGCUAAUGUUAGCUAUGUGUUAGCAGGCUAAGACACUUAAUACUGCAUAGCUUUCUAAAUUAUCCACUAUAAACACGAGUUACAUAAAUUCAAAAUGCUUAACUCAUAGAAAUGUAGUUAACCUUCAACUGAUAUUGGAUUUAUGACAACAUGUGCUGCACAUGUAACGUUAGACAUACGAGUGUCAAUAGCCUAUCUAGCGGAUUGUCUGCGUAUGAAAACUUAGUUUUAUAGAAAUGAGGGAAAGUUAAAUAGAAAACAUUUUUUUAGAUUCUUCCAGAUUCCUUAACUGCCGUAAAAUUAGCUGGAAACAAGACAACAACUGUGAGAUGGGACCUAAGGAAACAGGUUUGGAUUGACCACUUCAUAUCAGGAUGAAAACUUCUUCUAGCAAGCCCAACUUCACUGUUUCCUUCUUGACUUCUAAUAAUACUGGCGGAGAGGAUCCAAGUGUUGUGAGCAAUGACUUCUCCACGGCCUUGGGCGCCCUCAUCCUCGGCUUGGUCUUCCUCCUGGGCGUCCCUGGCAACCUCUUCAUCGUCUGGAGCAUCCUGGCACGCAUCAGACGACGUUCUGUCACCACCCUCCUCAUCCUCAACCUGGCGUGUGCCGAUGGCUUCCUCAUGGCCCUCACCAUCUUCUUCAUCAUCUACCUAGGCAAGCAGACGUGGGUUUUUGGUAAUGUCAUGUGUAAAGGCGUGUUCUACCUGUGCAACACCAACAUGUACGCCUCCAUCUUUCUGAUCACGCUGAUGAGCGUCCACCGGCUGGUGGCCGUGGUGCUUCCCAGGCGAAUGUCCACUCUGGCCAGCAGGAAGAUUGUGAGGAGGGUGAUUGUAGGCAUGUGGUUGCUGGUGAUGGUCAUGUCGAUCCCCUCGAUGGUGUUUCGAGAAGUGAGAUUGGACGAUGCUGAAGCAAAUGCAACAAGACUGGUGUGUGCGCCCAAUCACACACUGCCUACACAUGAGAGGUUUCAGUAUGCCUUUGAGACGGUGGCCGGAUUCAUUCUUCCCUACGCAGUCAUUAUAACCUGCUACAUCCUCAUCCUGAGACGCCUGAGGCAGACCCAGUUCCGCAGAAAGGUCCGCAGUGAGAAACUCAUCCUGGCUAUUGUGGUGACGUUUGGCCUCUUCUGGCUGCCGUACCAUGUUAUCAACAUGAUGCAGGUGACAGCCCUGUGGUAUUCUGAGAAUUCACGCACAAGGAAAACGUUGGAUCACAUCACUAAAUCCAGUCGAGCGGUGACUUCUGCUUUGGCCUUCAUCAGCAGCUGUGCCAACCCUGUCCUCUACACCUUCGCUGGGAAGUCUUACAUCAGGCAGAACGGCUUCGCCUUCAUGGCUCGGCUCUUUGAGGGCACGUCGACGGACCACACGGGAACCACAAAGAGUAAAGACGCCGUGGGACUCAAUAUGGAAUCUACAAACGACUCAGGAACCCCUACUUUACGAAAUGGGAAAUGAACUUUGUGCAUAAAUGAGAUCUCCUGAAAGUGAAAAUCUGUAUAACCAAAAAAAGCACAAGCUAAAAGCUGACUGCCAGCUAUUUUAUUUUGUAAAUAGGUUGUGUUGAAAUACGUUUGACUCAAAGUCAAUGGUACAAGGCACAAGAAAGUGUAACUACCUGACCUGUGUAUCAGAACUGUAAAUACAUAUUUUUUUUAAAUUACAUUUUGUAGCAGUAACAGAACACCUAAAAUAAAAAAGGCUAAAAAAAUAAACAUACAGUACUGUAUCUACUUGGGGUGUGAUGACAUUUUGAGAACAAACUUCCAUUUCUUAAUGGUUGAAACUUUGCUUGAAGCUCCAGUUUAGCACUGAAAUAUACAAACUGAUGCAUACAUAAAUAUAUCUGUUUACAACUGUUUUAUAGGGCAGGGAUACAUUUAGACACGGGCCACUAUUGCGAAAUGACAGGAAGCCAGGGACCAGUUAGAAACCAAUAUUAGAUACUGUAUGCAUCAGUUGCAGUACAUUGGGGCUUAGCCCAGAUGUCUCAGGCAAGCUCCAUUUUGCUGCUUUUUUUUGUACAUUUCCCAGUGGAUUCAUUUUGCAUUGUGAAUUUAAAUAGUCAGCACCAUGUUAUAGGCCUAUUAAUAUUUAUAUACUGGAAAUCUAAGUGUUGCUUGUUCAUGUAUUAGAUCUCUACAUUUCUUUAGAGCUUAACUCUGCAUGUUCCAGGUUUGACCACUUUCAGGCCAAAUAAGACCCAAUUUAUUUUAUCAUACCAAGAUGCUGCAUAAUAAACACUGAACAUACUGGUUCGUGACAGAUCUCAUUAUGGAGAAUGCAAAAAAAAAAAAAAACUCCCGCAAUACUUAUUGUGGAGCAUGAAUCACUUUCCUCUUUGACUUGUCUGAAGCUAAACUCCACAUCCGGUUCAUCCAUCACAGUGACAUGUUUUUUUAAACUUCAUACACAAAGCGCAUCCAGUUCUUUUAGACAAGGCACUGUAAACUCUGUAAACUGUACAUACAAAUCUUAGUGGACAUUGGGUAAAUAGGUCUAUUUAUGGCUACAUGUCACUGCCUUGUCAGUUUUGAUCUCACUUGUGUGAUUAAUGAUACGAGGUACUCUCAUUGAAUUUGUUGGUGUUAUGCACUGAUUUACUGCUUUUAAGGCACUGUACCACAAAUCAUUGUUAAAUAAAGAAACCUUGAAAGAU
Centropristis striata (black sea bass) is the source of this 2765-nucleotide messenger RNA. It is a transcript of the gene ltb4r2b, whose product is annotated as leukotriene B4 receptor 2b. Gene Ontology annotation, biological process: G protein-coupled receptor signaling pathway. The coding region runs from base 476 to 1564 and encodes 362 amino acids. Gene Ontology annotation, molecular function: G protein-coupled receptor activity. The record is from RefSeq and is a predicted model, not a curated record. Gene Ontology annotation, cellular component: membrane. The transcript has 5 exons. Lineage: Eukaryota; Metazoa; Chordata; Actinopteri; Perciformes; Serranidae.